AUGAUUUCACUAUUUUUUCUUUUCUCCCAAAUCGACCCAACUUUUGCCGAAUCAGUCAAGUAAGUUUCUUUUUUCUUCUUCCAGCCAACAAAUGUAUAUAUGUCAUGUUCAUGUGAAAAAAACCGACUGAAACCUGAGACUCGUUUCUUUUCACUAGUGUUUUUUUUGGGAGCUGGUGUCUGACUUUUUCUCGCUUCAGUAAUUCGAGAUCAGAGAAAAAACGAAAAGUUCAAUAAUAGGGGAAAAAUAAAAAGAAAAGACAGAUGAUUUGUGAGUGAGAAAGUGUCAAUCAUCGAUGUGCAAAUAUGAAGGAUUUCGAAAAUAUUUAACAUUUUGAAAAAAAACAACGACAAAAGUGAUUUUUGUUUAAAAAAUAAACAUGAGACAUGAUUGAUCUUACGCGAAAAAGUAAAUGAAUUAGUCUCUAACUUUCACACAAAGUUCUCAGAUUUGAUUUUCAGAAAUAAACGUGUGGAAUGAUUCUAGAAUCUCCUAGAAGUUCCAACUUUCCAUAAAUCGAGUUACAUAAUUUUUCCCAAAAAAGUCCAAAAAUGUGACUUCCGGCAUUCCAUCACGUCACUUUGAAUCUUUGAACUAUCCCAAGUUUGAACUUAGCAGCGCAAGAAUACUUUUUUAGCUAGACUAAAUCAGGGAAAAUCUUUCGAAUUGAGCCUAAUCAGCAAGUUUUUUUUGCAGAAGAUCUGUGAACAAUGAACCAUACGGUGUUCAACCUCCAUCCUAUCCAUUCGAACCUCAUCCAGUAAUUCUUCCAUCUCAAAUAAUUCUAUCAAAACGUCCAGUCAUAUGCAACAAUAAUACGGAUUACGAAUGUGUCUGCACCCAACCAUUCAUCUCAAAACAUUCGCCAACACCAAAUGUCACACAACCAGAUUGCGGAACCUUUAUCAAGGUUUGUUUAUCGCUUGUUAACAGCCGGGAGCAAGAAUAACGGAGAAGAAAAAACAACAAAAACAACACAUGUCUCAUUUUUUCGUUACUUUUUGUCUAGCAACGAAAGUGCACAAGAAUGUUUUUUUAGGGAAAAGUUUGGGGAGGGAAGAAGAAUAAUGCAAAUUCGUAAUCCUUUUUUCGAAAAAUGGCGAACUCUUUUGGUUUUUAAUCCAAAACAAAAUUGAAAGUUCGAAGAAAUAGAAAUAUAGGCUGGUUUAAACAGGCACCCGUUAAUUUUUUGGUGGCUAGAAAAUAUCACAGAAUUCGUUUUGCCCGUUUGCUCGUGUUUCCAACCUCAAAUUCCCAGUUCAAUUCCCGGUGCCUGCAUUUAAGAACAAGAGAAAAAACUUCCUCGGCCCAUUCAAAAAACUCACGUUUUGUUCUUUCGUCACCCAACACAACAAAAAAAAACACAAAGGGUCCUAUUCAACGAAUUUUUCCUUUUUUGCUUCUUUUUUUUGCGAAUUUCUGCAUUUAUUGAGGAAGGAGCGACAAAAAAGAUGUGAUUUUUCUUUUAUUUCGAAAGCCCACAAAUGUGUGCGCAAAAAAGACAUGCAAAAAAUGCUGUGAUAUUUAUGUCAUCAAGUUUUAUCAGAAAUCGGAAGAACGGGAGGAAAAGGGAUUAAGAAAAUAAUCCAGGCAGAAAAAUUGGAGCGAAGAAGCAAAACAAAACACAUCAAUAAUGAUGGCUGGCAACUAUAUACAUACCAAAAGAGAAAACAAAACAAAAAAUAUUUUUUUCAGAAUAAUGAUCUGUCUGUUGUUGAUAUGCGACUUCGACAUUUCAAUCAUGAAUUCUUAACAAAUUCAGGAGUUUCUUUCGAGGUAAGAAAAAAACUUCGAGACAUACCUUCGUCUCACAAGCUUUUCUAAAUCCAUCAAUUUCCAGGUAUACCUCAAAGCACGUAUCGCCAAUAUAGUCUCGCAAUAUUGUCAAUUCAAUUUGGCUGAUUGUGAAAAUACACAAGUGAAAUUGAGUAAAGUGAGUAUGCACGAAACUAUUAGAUCAUAUCCAUCUUUUUUAUAAUUUAUGUAUUAGCUGAUUUUUCCACUUUUCCGCGCUUUUUUUUUAUUUUUGCAUGUUUCAGAUUGAAUAUGGGCCGAUUUUGAACACAAAAAAUUUCAGAACAAAUUAGAAAUUGGUGCCAGACCUCUUUUCGCAACCAAACCUCAAUCUAUUCUUUCGUUUUCCACCAAUCUCACUGAUUUGUUCGUUCGUCGUAAUUUCGCACGAAAAAGAAAAAAAACAAUCGUGUUGUGUAUAGAUGAUUUAAUUUCUCGGUUAAAAACAGCCAAAAUUUAGGAGGUGAUCAAAACUUUAACAUCAGACGAAAUCGACGAUUUGGACAAAUCAGUGUUGUAUCCGGAAAGAGAUGAAUAUGACCCACUUUUCACAAAGGUCUCUGUUUAACUUCUUCAAAAAAAAACGAAAACUUUACUAUACUAUUCGCGCACAUUUCAUUUAGUUGCCUUCGCAUUUCUUUUCGAUUAAUCAGUUUGAGCAACAACAAAAAGACAAAAGCCAAUCCUUCUAGAUAUGUUUAGUUUUAGUGUGAUAACAAUUAUUUACAGAAUAAUGUAGUUAUACUACGUUUGGAUCAUUUGAAAGGUGAUGCUACUCGAAUUUUAUUCGCUGUGAGAAGUAAAGAUUAUACCGGUGGAGUUGUGGAUGAUCAAGAAGUUGUAGAUCCAACGAAGGUAAAUCAGCCUGAUUUUCAGGGUUCGGAAAUAAAGAAAACUAGAAUUCCAACCUUUUAUAGCCAGUUUUUUGGUUACCGUUCACUGAGCCCAGAAUCCGAAUUUACAAAGCAAGGUUUCACAAGGGAAAUUCUGAUUGGUAGUUAAAACUCUACCAGAAACCUCGAAGUUCCGAAAAAAUUAUUUGGCCGGCUUUGGACAAAACUUCAAUUUAGUACACGUCAUUCUUUUGAACCAGGGCUGGGCGGAAUCGGCACGCCGAUUUGCCGAAAUCCCGAGUUUUCCUGAUUUUUCGGCAAUUUUUGAAGUCGGCACUACCUCCCGAAAAUAUUUUCGGCAGUUUUUCAAGUCGGCAUUACCGACCGAAAACUUUUUCGGCACUUGAUAGAAGCCGAAUUUCGUACCGAUUUCAAAAUGUGCCGAAAUCACAACCGAAAUGUUCUCUAGUAAAAUAAAAAAUAUGUUUUUACCUCUAUUUUCUGCAGAAUGUCUUGUUUUAGCUUCAUAUCUAUUGAGUUAUGACUAAAAUCAAACUAAAAUAUAAUUUUAUUCAUUUUUCUAUCACUUUUAUAGUUUUUAAAAUUUCUGAAUCACUGCCAAAAUGCCGAAUUUGAACAAAAUCGGGGUGCCGAAUUGCCGAAUUUUUUUUCGGCAAAAAAGUCGGCAUCCUGAAAGUCCGAGAAAAAAUUUCGGCACAAGAAGUCGGCAUCCCGACCAGCCGAAAAAAUUUUCGGCACUGAAAGUCGGCGUUGCGAAAUGCCGACAAGUAAAUUCCGCACAGCCCUGUUUUGAACCAAAAACCCUUCUUCGUGGAGCCGAAAAUUAAUUUUUCUAGGUAAAACUGAUACUUGGAACAAGUGCUCCAUCAUUGUCUCGAUCAUUAGGCGGAGUAAAAUUGGAUAGUAUUCGACUAGCGAAAAUGAAGAGAAAUGAGGAUUUUGUUCAGUUGAGCUACGCGAGUCCACAACAACGAUUAGAGAACGGAAAAGAUAAUUCGAAACUGAUAACUGGUUUGAUUAUUGUUUGCGGUUUCUUUUUAACAACAUACUGUAUUGCGUGUAUUCAAUGUCUUCGAUAUUUUUACAAAAAACGGCAAAAUGAGCAACAAGCAAAGCAUGCAGAAUCUGGUUUGGCUGCAACUGCAGAAUGUAGAAAUUAUGGAACAUGUGAGAAUAAACGAAAACCUUCAAGAAAUGGUCAUGUUCAUGUUGAAGAACGAAUUCCUCUUACUUAUGAAGCUAUUGAUGAAAAUGCUAAUCAAGAACCACAACCAUUAACACAACGACAAAUGAGAAAUUGGUUUGCAUGUGAUUCAUCGCAAUUACCAAGGGAGCCAACAAUUGAUCAAUCACUUUAUCAAGAACCAGAACAUAAACAAGAGAAAGAAGAGUCACCGGUAAAUAAGGAAACCGCGGAAUUUUAUUAUUAAUUUAUCAAUAAUUUUCAGAUCUUGACGAAACGUGAACCAGUGGCGGCUCCUACACAUCAAUCAUCUGAUAUAAUGUUCCCACCAUCAAAAGACUUCAGUGAUUACGUCGAAGAUCGUUUCAAUAAAAGUCGAACAUCUUCAAGUAGUCCUGAUCAAAUUGUUCCAAAAUCACCACAAGAAGAUCCGUGGGAUGAGAUGGGACCAUUGAAAAAUGGACCACCUGUGGUUUUAUUACAAUCCGAAACACCUGAUAUUCCAAUGGUCGCACAGGCAAUUUUAGAAGAAUCAGAAUUUAUUCCAAAGAAAUCACGUUUGAGUAGCGAUAGUCCAACAUUUGCAAGACCUCGAUCAAGGCGAGGAAGUCGAAUUGAUGAAGAAGAAGGAACAUUAGAUAUUCCAGAUCUCAAACCAUUAAAGUAAGUUGUUUUAACUUUCCUAUCUUCAUAAACAUAAUUUAUUUCAGCUCCGAAGAUCCACUAGAAGAUCCUUUGGAAGUUCCAGUUCCACCAGAACUUAUUAAUAAAUUAGUAGAUGAUGAAGAUAGAUGGUCAAGUAGUGAAGAAGGAGAUGUAGAUGUAUAUUAUAAAAUGAGUGAUGAAGAAGAUGUAACACGGGAAGAUUUAGAUUGGAAAAAAUCAAAAACUAAAUCACAAUUAGAACAAGAAGCAACUAAACAGGGAGCACCUUUGCCAGGUGGAACAUCAUUUGAUAAAAAACAAAAAUCCGAAACACCGCCAUCUUCGCCAAUUCAAACAAAAAAUAUAAUCGACACCGAUUCGGAAGGUAAAUAUUUUUUUUUCAUUUUAUAAAUACCACCUAUAUUUUCUUCUUUUAUCACCCUGUUAUUUCCUAACACCAUUUUGUGAAUAGUCUAGUCCUAAUUCAAAUUCAGAUGAAGAUAUAAUGGAAGAACAUAACAAACAAGAUACAAACGAGCCGGAUGAUGCAUUUUUGUAUGAGAGAUUAAGGGAAGAAUUAUCACCUCAUCCACCAAUUGUUGUCGAUUUGGAUACAAUGGAUUUAGAUUUGGAACCAAUGAAGGUACUUACUUCUAACAAAGGAGAAGUGCGUAGGGUCACCAAAUGAACUUAUGAUUAAACAUAGAAAUAAAUAUUAAAUCGAAAACGCUGAUCAAGAUUCCGAUUCGAGAUCAUGAUCCACGUGGAUGAUUUAGUAUACUCCCAUAUGUUUUAUCAAAAAUUUAUCUGGUAACUUUAUGCACUUUUUUGUAACUGUUCAUAUAAUACUUUAGCAUCUACUAAACAUAAAAUUGAACACCUAUAUUCUUAUAAAAAAAUAAAUUCAAAAACUAUUUUUGUAGGCAAUGCCACCACCACCACCACAACACAACGGACCAACAUUCCUGCCUGACUCCCCACCCGAAUCAGGAUCUGACAACAAUUAUCUCCAAAAUUCUCAUAAUUCUUCAGAUGAUGAGGAUUCUCUUCGAUAA
Molecule: messenger RNA, 5531 nt
Organism: Caenorhabditis angaria
Lineage: Eukaryota; Metazoa; Nematoda; Chromadorea; Rhabditida; Rhabditidae
Source: the annotation of a GenBank genome assembly